CGCGCACACACGCACGCCUCAGCGCUGCCGUCACACCUGUCGCUGCCGCUCAAGCCCCUCAUGCAAAUGCGAGCUGAGAAAGAGGAAGAGAAAGGAGAAGUGGCUCAGCGCUCAUCGGCGCGCACACACACGUGGAGCCUAGAGGCUACUAAGUAGUAGAGCCAGAGAGAGAGAGAGAGGGGCGCGCGCGCGCGCGCACACACGUCGUCUGCAGCGCAGCGGUGUCCUGCUCCGCGGGGGGUCUCUCCAGACCCCCCGCGACACCGUGAGGUGCCAGUCGCGGCCCUGCCUCUGUGGGUCCGAGCUGCAGCGCACAAACGCUCUCUCGCUCCAGAUGAUCUGCGGCGAGCCCUGAGGUCAAGCCUGUCGCCCCUGCUCUCGCACCUGCAGCGCGACGCGUUCCCGGCGCCGCCGUCAUGGCUGACUGGACCCUGGAGCUCGGCGCUCUGGGAGACGGCGUCCUCGGCCGACUGGCCGACAUGCUGGACAACCCGAAGCGCGGGUGGAGGCAGCUGGCCGCCGCGGUCACCGAGCGGCCGAGGUUCCGCUGCAGCGAGAAGGAGCUGCUCAGCUGCUCCCUGCAAGUGCUCAGCGCCACCGGCAGCCCCAGCCGCUUCCUGCUGGCCAUGCUGGCUGACCGCUCCUGCCCCCUGAGCUUCCUGCUGCACUGCCUCAAGAAGAUGGAGCACCACGCAGCCGUGCAGUACCUUACCGCCGCAGUGGCGGAACGGAUCCGGAUCACGGCGCAGCCGCAGUCCCGGUGUGAGCCUGCGGGGGGCAGGCUGCUGCUGAGCUGCCAGGCAGACGGCCCCUCCGGCCUGGGCUACCAGUGGUUCAAGGGCAAAGAGGAGGUCGGGAGGCCCCUUCCACGUUUGUUCUUGAUCCGAUUUGAACGAAACGUGCUCAACGGCUGUGAUCCCGACCUGGUCCUGCACCCUCUUGCUCCGCAUCAUCAGGGCCACUACAUCUGCCGCGUGAGCCACGGGGAGAACUUUGUCUACUCCCAGUGGGCCAAGGUGCAGGUGGCCGGAGCCGAGAGCCCACACCGGGGUGGCGGCGGCGGCGGCGGUGACGGCGACGGCUUCCUUCCUUCCUACAAGAGUGGCCUGCGGAUCGCCCGUCAGCCCCGGUCCCUGUCGGUGGCCGAGGGAAGCUCCCUGCGUCUCGAGUGCGUGGCCGAGGGAAACCCGCCUCCGCAGUACCAGUGGUACCGCAACAAGGAACCUCUGGUCCUGGGCAACCGGCCAACCCUCGAGAUUGCCUGUGCCACCACGUCCACCAGGGGGCAGUACAGCUGCAGGGUGUACAACCUGUACCACGAGAUGUGGAGCGAGCAGGUCCACGUUGAGAUCGGUCCGGGCUCCUUCCUGGGCGCUUCGCUGGACGAAGGUGAUGAGAGUUCUUCAGCUCCAGGCCACGAGCCGGAUUCUGGCUCGUUCCCCACCAGGCAGCUCAGUCAGUUCUACGCGACGGACAAGGUGGCCCUCCUCAUGGGCAACAUGAACUACCAGCAGCACCGGCAGCUACAGGCUCCCAUGGCGGACGUCCACCAGCUGACCAACCUGCUGCGGCAGCUCGACUUCAAGGUCGUGUCCCUGCUGGACCUCACCAGGCAGGAGAUGCACAGCGCGGUGACCGAGUUCCUGCUGCUGCUGGACCGAGGCGUCUACGGCCUGCUGUACUUCGCGGGACACGGCUACGAAAACUACGGCAACAGCUUCAUGGUGCCGAUCGACGCGCCGGCCUCCUACACGUCGGAGCACUGCCUGUGGGUGCAGGACGUGCUGCGGCGCAUGCAGGGACGCCAGACCGGCCUCAACGUCUUCCUGCUGGACAUGUGUCGCAAGCGAAACCUGAACGAUGACAUCAUUCCGCAGCCCGGACCCCUGAAGGUGACGGCCAACAUCGUGUUUGGCUACGCAACCUGUGUGGACGCCGAGGCCUACGAGGUGAAUAAGGACGACUUGUCCAACGGCAUCUUCGUGAGCUUCCUUAAACAGCGCCUCCUGGAGGAUGAGAAGGUCACUGUUAUGCUGGACAAGGUGGCGGAGGACAUGGGUCGCUGCGACAUCACGCGGGGCCGGCAGGCGCUGGAGCUGCGCAGCAACCUGUCGGAGCGGCGCGCGUUGACCGACCGCAUCGAGAACGGCGACUGCCCCGAGGUCACGUCGGCACGGAACCUGCAAUGGAGCAUCGCGCACGUGCUCCCAGAGAGCCGCUUCCUGCGGUUCGAGUGCGGUGUGACCGUGCAGCUGGGCUUCGCCGCCGAGUUCUCCAACAUCAUGAUCAUCUACACGACCGUGCUGGAGAAGCCCGACACCGUGGCCACGUGCUCCGCCCAGCUCGCAGACUUCUCCGAGGACCUGGGCACCGAGCUGAAACUGACCAAUCGGGAGAGCCCGCAGGAUGCCGGGAGCCUGCUGUUCACCGCCGAGAGUUUGGCCCAGCCGACCUUCCCGAGCCUCUACACCCGGCUGAGCGGCCUGCAGAAACUGAAGAACGACCUGACGUUCGCCGUGUGCCUCCACUACAAGUACUCCCACAUGGAGGAGGAGGAGGAGAUCCGGGAGCUGCAGACGGUGACGGUGGGCAAGCCGCUCGUGGCCAAGCUGGACCUGCACCGGGCGCGGCUGCCGCGCUCCUUCUCGGCGUCGUCCUCCUGCGACCUCCACUGCUUCCGGCUGCCCGAGUCCUGCUCCUUCCCCGAGGGUCUCGAGGGCGACCCGCCGGCCUCCGACACGUCCUCCGUAGGCUCCGCCUCCACCUGCUGGUCCUACUACUCGCAGCCCGGGGAGGCGCCGGGGGCCAACGUGCCGGAGGAGACGCUCAGCGGGGAGUUCCUGGAGGCGGAUGCGACGGGACCGCUUUCCGCGGAGCCCGGGGCCCUGGGGUUCGAGCGCUCGCAGCAGCUCCCCUCGCAGGGCGCCGCCAGCCAGAGCUUCUCCUUCUAGAAACGUCCGACCGAACGUGACGGUUUGGGCCGCGAGCGCGAGCGUCCCCCGGUCGCGUUUUCCGCUUGUUGUUCCGCCGCCGGCGUCGUCCUGCUUCCGGAAGGUUUUCGGGCUGCGCUCGCGCCGUCCUCCGUCCUCACCCGUUGUCCCUUAACCACGUUUUUGACGCUGCGAGCCCCGCGUCCCCGGGAGCUCGUGUUUGCGUCAGCCGCUUCUGCUCUCUUCUCAUUACAUUUAUCAGCACAAGUGGGUUUUAUAGCUUGACGUGACGAAGGCUCAAGACGAAGGCUCAACUAAAAAGGCUCUUUCUAACCCUGCGUGUUUAACCGAAUGAAUAAAGUGUCUUAUGAAAUCCACGUGAUUACUCUGUGUGUGUUGCUCUCAGGUAUGACCUCGCACUCCCCUCCGUGCUCCUCCGCUGUUUGUUCCGGUUCACCUGGCACCUGGGCGCUCUGGUGGGCGGAGCCUUCCUCCGGCACCUGCGUUUCCGGGAGUGACCGGCGGGGGGCGCCGGUCUGCGUCUCCUGCUGCUGUCCUCAGUCCCAGGAAGGUGUCGCUCGUGUCGCUCGUGUCGCUCCCCC
Molecule: messenger RNA, 3532 nt
Organism: Scleropages formosus (Asian bonytongue)
Lineage: Eukaryota; Metazoa; Chordata; Actinopteri; Osteoglossiformes; Osteoglossidae
Product: mucosa-associated lymphoid tissue lymphoma translocation protein 1-like
Exons: 17
Coding region: 417-2951 (844 amino acids)
Biological process (GO): proteolysis
Molecular function (GO): cysteine-type endopeptidase activity
Source: RefSeq, a predicted model, not a curated record